Hippocampus zosterae (dwarf seahorse) is the source of this 3147-nucleotide messenger RNA. It is a transcript of the gene alg13, whose product is annotated as ALG13 UDP-N-acetylglucosaminyltransferase subunit. The transcript is spliced from 20 exons. Gene Ontology annotation, biological process: protein deubiquitination. The record is from RefSeq and is a predicted model, not a curated record. Gene Ontology annotation, molecular function: cysteine-type deubiquitinase activity. NCBI's taxonomy places the organism in Eukaryota, Metazoa, Chordata, Actinopteri, Syngnathiformes, Syngnathidae. Bases 12 to 2918 code for a protein of 968 amino acids.
AAAGAGAUUUGAUGUCUAUUUUGGUUUGCUCGUCAAGUAGUUUGAGUGAGUUAGUUUUCUUUGGUCGCGUCGAGCAGCCGCCCCGCCGCAGGUGUUGGAGCCGCGGCUCGUUAGCGCAAAUCAAGUUGAGGCGGGCGGCAUUUGGCGCGCUUGGUCGACGGCGACUUGGCGGGAUGCAAAAAGGCCUCAAGAAGUAUUUCGUCAACAUGGACGACUACCUGGCCAGCCUCGGCCUCUACCGCAAGAUGGUCGCCAGGGACGCGUCGAGCCUCUUCCGGGCCGUCUCCGAGCAGUUGUACUACUCUCAGAACUACCACCACACCAUUCGUCAGGCGUGUGCCGAUUUCAUGCGGGCCAACGCGUGCGUCUUCGAGCCGUUUGUGGAAGGCUCAUUUGACAAGUAUCUGGAGCGCCUGGAGGACCCCAAGGAGACGGUGGGUCAGGUGGAGAUCAAGGCUCUGUCUCAGCUUUACAGGCGCCGCUUCCUGAUCUAUCGUUAUCCCGGGAAAGCCGCCACCCUCAUCUCGGAGGACGACUUUGUGGACAAGGUCACGCUGUCCUGCUCCAUCAACGGUCACUAUGACAUCGUGUACCCCAGGAGCUACCCCGCCUCCGCCGGCCUCUGCCAGGCCAUCGUGUACGAGCUGCUCUAUACGAAGGUGUUCGCUUGUGAGGAGGCGGAGCUCUCUCAGGCCGUGGAGGCGUUCAGGGUGGGAGGUCGUCGCUAUAGAAACAGCCUGUCGGCGUGCAGCGACGUCGACUUUGGCUACGACGUCGCCGAGGACAGGGGCGCCUUUCCUCACGCUAGGGAGGAGGCGGAGCCUGGAGAGGAGAAGCUUCGAGUGUGGAGCGAUGACGUCAAGCCGGGUUCCGAAGCUCCGCCCCCCGGCAGGCUGUCUCUACCGUACAAGGUGCUGAAGUCGCUGGACGGCGACGUUUACCGAAAUGUCGAGUUUGACGUCUGGCAGGACACCUGCAAAGAGAUGCAGAAGACGGACUAUAUGGUGUUUGCCGGACGACAGUACUUCCUGGGGGACAAAUGUCAGGUGCGUCUGGAGCCCAAAGGCAAGUAUUUCAACGCCUUCAUCCAGGAAGUGGGAACGCACUCAGCCGCUGUCACCGUCUUCAUUGAAGAACUGGGAGAGAAACAUUUGGUUCCCGUUGCCGAUGUGAAAGCCGUCAAUCCGGUUCCGGCCUGGAACGCGUCGGCUCCGCCCCGCAAAGGGGACCUGGACGGCGAUGCGCGAGGUCACCAGCGCCAUCAGCGUCAUCGUUACUUUAGGAAGUCACGAGGUGGCGUCGCUGCUGUCGUCAAGGGGGCGGAGUUGGCGGUGUCGGUCCCGCCCUCCUCCUACGGCGGCCCGCCCCCCGCGCCGCUCCCGCCGCGCUUCCACCCCCGGCCGGCCCCGCCCCCCGCCGGAGCUGUGCCUUAUGACCCCUUCGCUCCCCCGCACCACCACCACCACCAGCAGCAGCAGCAACAUGGCCACGCCCUCACCGCCGCCAGACCGGCCAGAUACGGCGCCACCAGAAGCUCCAGCAGCCGUUUGGUGAACCGCCACCUGAUUGGUCCCCAGCUGACUUAUUACCCUCCCACCAGGCGUUACUACGACGACGACGGCUACGCUUUCAGGUCCCGUCGCAGUCGGCGCCACCUGUCGGCGGCGCUCGCCAAAGGCUGCGCCUACUUCAACGAGGACGACGCGGCCGACCCGUCGGCGGAGAUGGACGGCGCCGUGGCGUACUACCACCUGGACGACGCCAAGCGCGAGGUUUUCGCCGCGGCGCCUCCCGCGGCGAGCGCGGCGGCCCCGCCCCCUCCGUCCGUCUCCUAUCGGGUCCAGGGCGACUCGGGCGGGCCCGUCCCGCUCGCCCCCGUGUGUUCGUCCGAAGAAGAGCAGGACGACGCCAACGCCGUCGGCGACCGGGACUUCACGGAGGACUUCAUGUCGGCCCGUCGGGGUAAGUGGGCGCCGCGCGGCGGUCCCGUCGGCCGCGCUGACGGGCGAGUUGACCUUUCAGACGUCGGCUACCGGACACCGAGCGUCUACGCCGCCGAGAGGCCCGCCGCGCAGGAGCAGGAGGAAGGGGGCGUGGCCGAGUCACCUCCCCGAGUUGAGAUGACCUUCAGCUACACACAGCAAGCGGUGAAGCCAAUCCCAGUGAUUUCUUCCUCGCCGACGUCCUCCUCUUCCUCCUCACCCUUGUCUUCAUCGCGCGUACCCGCCGCCGCUCAUACGCCGGCGGCGGCGCACGCCCAACCCCGGUCGGUUGCUAUGGCGAUCCCAGCCACCCCCUGGUUGGUGAAUGAAUUGGGGGAGGGUCUGUGCUCAGUGGUGGCCCCGCCUCCUUACUCCUACGACCCCAGCGGCGGCGACCUACCCAGAGACUGUCGGGUGCUGCAGUACUACUUCAAUCUUGGAGUGCAGUGGUACCAUCAGAGUUGCUGGCAGCAGCAGCAGACGGUGGCGCCAUACGCCCCCACGUACACCCCCGACGCCGCCUACACCUACCAGCACUGCCCCCCCUACCUCGGCCAGGAUGCCCCCCCGCACUGCGAAAGCGUGGAGGCUCAAGCGGACGCGCACGGCGGCGGCCCCGCCCAUCCACCGGAAGGCUCCUCCCUGGGCGCGCCCCCGGGCGCCUCGUUGUACCCGGAGCAGAUGGCCCUCCCCUCCGUGCUGCACCUGCCGUACGAAGCUCCGCCCCCGACCGCCUACCUGUCAUCCGCCCCGCUCCCUCCUCUGGGUCACUCCGCCCAUCAUCACCCUUACCACACCCACCACCACGCCUGCGCGCCGGCCUCGGCGCACUGGGGAGGACACGCCUCGCGGGUCUACUGCCCCGCCCCCAAUGCCGCCCACGUGGUGGGUUUAGUGGCGGCUCCGCCCGCGCACUUUAUCCCACCUAGCGCCUGAUGCGCGCACGCGCUAAUAACGCGCGUUUGGUUUUUCCGCUUUGGCUCGGUUGUCGCGGUCACCGGCGGCUUUUGAGUUUGUCGUCAGCCGGUCAGAGGGUGGGGGUCGUCAGAAAGUGGCCCUUUGGUGGAGGGAUGUUUUUGUGACUGCAACGCGGUGUCGGGUUUUGUUUGUUUGUUUGGUUGGUUGGUUGGUUGCGGGGUCAAUAAAGUUUUGUCACAAGCAGAAA